AAUGUAUAUAUACAUGUGCUAUUACGUACCCUUGUAGUUUAUACAGGCUGGUAGUUAAGAUCGCAAAAGACUUAAAUUUGAUUGUAAAAGGUAAAUUCGAUACAUUAUAGUUUCACUAUUGUCGAAAGAGCAUCAUAAUCAACUACUAAAAAAUUUGGACAAUCGACAUGGCUGAAGUUUUAUUUCGCAAUUUUACCGAAUUUGCAAAUUCGCCAACGAUGGUUACAAGUACAGAGAAGAAUGUAGAACCCUACGACAUGAUAUUCUCUCUGUGGGAGGGCGUUCUGGUGACAACAAUUCUCGGAAUUCUCUGCGUAUUUGGAUUGAUUGCAAACGCCGUUACAUUUUUUGUUAUUUGUACUUCGAAGACAUUAAGAAAGUCGUCCUUCAAUAUUUUGAUUAUGAGUCUCUGUGUGUCAGAUUUUUUAUCAGCUCUAAACAGUCCAUUCCAAAUGUAUCGAAGAAUUUGGGGCUUUCUGGAAUUUGAAUUGCCCGUAGGAUUUUGUAAAUUUACAAUUGGACUUGGAACAUGGACGAUGUUCGUUACUGUUCAACACAUUCUGGUUUUUAGUGUGUUUCGACUUUUAGCGAUGCAAUUUCCUAACAAGAUUGGAAGAAUAACUCCGAAGAUUGCAAAGAUAACUGCCGUUGUUAUUUGGAUAGAAGUCUUCAUCGUGAGUGCAUUGUUUUAUAUUAUGACGUCAUCAGUCAUACCGUAUAAACCUGGAAGAUAUAAGACAGCCUGUACAUCUGUUAGUAAAGACUGGCGACCAAUUGCAGCUGAAUACACAACUUAUGCUUUACCGAUAUUGCUGUUUGCACCGUUUAUUGGAAUCCUACUUUGUGCCAUUAUUAUCACAUAUAUUCUUAUAAAAAUUCGAAAGCGACGAGCAACUCAACACACAACCAAUAAUAAGCAAAAGCAAGAACAAGAGAGGAUGGCUUUAAUUCAAGUAACACUGAUCGUUUUAUCGUUUUUUAUUGGAUACUCUGUUGAAUCAGUGUAUCGUAUGACAAAAGCAUUGGAUCUCAGGGAUCUCUUUACCGUUCGUACGAAAUGGGUGACGCUUACGACAGCGUAUGUUCUUCUUCGUGUUUCAGAAUGUCUCAAUCCACUCUUCUACAAUUUUGGGUCAAGCCAAAUGAGGGAGAAAACUAAAAAGUUUUUGAGAACGGGUGACGUCAGUUCCGCACCAAAUAGCAUCAGUUCGCCUACAAUGAAGACUGCGUCGCCUCACAAAACGACUGUAGUAUGAACCAGAUUGUAAAGUCGCAACGGGUAUUCUGGUUGGAGAAUUUCAGCAAAUCGUUUCCAACUUUCUGUAUUCCAAGUAUUCCGGUUGGAAAAUUUAAGCAAAUCGUUUCAAACUUUCAGUAUUCCAAGUAUUCCGGUUGGAGAAUUUCAACAAGUCGUUUCCAACUUUCAGUAUUUCAAGAUUAAAUUUUGGAGUGGCAAGAAUCGGAAACUAUUUAUAAUUGCAAGACAUAAUACUCUGAUUUCUCGAGAUUUCUGGCUUACCUUUAAUCCCAUGUUUUGAGCGGACGUAUACUAUUGGGAAAGCUCCAAAACCGAAUUUACAACCCGGAAUUCGACCAUAAUAUUAUAAAUCAGAUAUCGUUGAUUUAAAUGGGUCUCAUUAUCGUUUAUAAAGCGUGUCAUUUAUUUUGCAUAACUUUGAUCUAAACUUUUGUUUCAGACAUCAAGCUCGAACCCGAUAUAAAACCCAAAGGGAAUUAUAGACAUUUUGUUCUUGAAAUCUCAUUACUUACAUUUUAUAAAAAAAUAAACAAAAUAAAAUAUUUGA
Styela clava is the source of this 1805-nucleotide messenger RNA. Its product is annotated as mu-type opioid receptor-like. Gene Ontology annotation, biological process: G protein-coupled receptor signaling pathway. NCBI's taxonomy places the organism in Eukaryota, Metazoa, Chordata, Ascidiacea, Stolidobranchia, Styelidae. Gene Ontology annotation, cellular component: plasma membrane. Gene Ontology annotation, molecular function: G protein-coupled receptor activity. The record is from RefSeq and is a predicted model, not a curated record.